CAAGGGCGCACCCGCUACAAAGACUCUCCUCCUGCCAGCGCGCGGCAGUACUGUUCAAUCCAUUCAGGCGCGGAUUUCCCAGUCACUCGCCGUCUUAAUUCCCUUUCUUUACCCGCCUUCACUGUAUAAUACCCCAAUCCCGAGUCACUUAUUGUAGCCCCUCCCCCAUCCAUCAUUUAGCUUAGGCCACCGCUGCCAUGUCAACCCUCCUCCGACAAUCAGGCAACCUCGCCCGCCUUUCCCGACCCUACUUCAACGCUGCCGUCACAAGAGCACCACGCACAUUACGGAUACGCGCACCACUGCCACAAUGUAUAUACACCCAGCAACGCGCCCGGAGAUUUGCGACAGGACCGCCAGAGGAGCCAAAGAACAAGAAGGACGAUGACUCGGCACAGAAGGAUGGUCAUUCUGAGAGACCUGGUUCUAAUGAACCUUCGAGAACAGAUAAGGACAGCCAAGGACAGCCUCAGAUGGCUAAACUGACCCCAGAGGAGGAAAAGAUGCUGGAUCAGCUGGUGUCAUUUGUGUCCAUGGGCGUCCCGAAGGCUCAGAAGCAGAAUAUCAAGGACGCAAUGGAGGAAAUCAAGCGAAACGGCAUACCACCCGAGCUCCGCCUAGAGAUGGACAAGUUAGAAAGAGGCGAGAAGCUGGAUCUGGCCACAGCGGCGAAGAUCUCGCGCUUAACCACCAACAUGGCCCGCAAGGCUGCCGAGCAGCAAAAGUUCAACAAUGAUAACCCACAAGAGCCACAACAAAAGUCGGGUGCACACGACCCAGGCCCAGGCAAGGGCUCCAAGGGUGGUGCUGGUGGACCACCCGGACCCCAAUUUGGCGGCGGUAUGGACACAAACACCCUACUUAUCAGUGCUUUCCUCGCAUACCUUACCUACAAGAUGGUUUUCCCGGGCGAAAACACCAAAGAGAUUACAUGGCAGGAGUUCCGAACUACCUUCUUAGACAAGGGGCUGGUUGAGAAGAUUGUCAUUCUCAACGGCAAUAAGGCAAAGGUGCACCUACAUCGCGAGGCUGUUGCUUCCAUGUACCCCGACUCUCCCUCUGUUAACCAGAACUUCUACUACUACUUCACCAUUGGCUCGGUCGAGGCUUUUGAACGCAAAAUGGACGAUGCUCAAUAUGAACUUGGUAUCCCCAGCUCUGAGCGCAUCCCUGUCGCCUACUCGAACGAAAUAUCCUGGUUUGGCACUUUCUUGUCAUUCGGCCCUACCAUUCUCCUUCUUGGAGCACUCUUCUACUUUACAAGGCGUGCAGGAGGCGGUGCAGGAGGAGGCGGUGGUGUCUUUGGUAUGGGCAAGAGCCGCGCUAAGAAGUUCAACCAUGAGACGGACGUCAAGGUCAAGUUUAGUGACGUUGCUGGCAUGGAUGAGGCCAAGCAGGAGAUUAUGGAGUUUGUCUCCUUUCUCAAGGAUCCCGGCCGAUUCCAGAAGCUCGGUGCAAAGAUCCCUCGUGGUGCCAUUCUCUCUGGAUCCCCGGGUACUGGUAAGACACUUCUUGCCAAGGCUACCGCUGGAGAGUCGGGUGUACCCUUCUUCAGUGUCAGUGGAUCAGAGUUCGUCGAGAUGUUCGUAGGUGUUGGUGCUUCGCGAGUCAGAGACCUGUUUGCCAAUGCGCGUAAGAGCACACCAUGCAUCAUUUUCAUUGAUGAAAUCGAUGCCAUUGGUCGUGCUCGUUCGAAACAAAACUUUGGUGGUGGUAACGACGAGCGUGAAGCCACCCUCAAUCAGAUCCUCACUGAGAUGGAUGGUUUCAAUACCACUGAGCAAGUAGUUGUCCUUGCAGGUACCAAUCGACCGGACGUUCUGGAUAAGGCCCUUAUGCGACCGGGUCGUUUCGAUAGGCAUAUCAACAUUGACAAGCCCACUAUGGACGGCCGUGGCCAGAUCUUCGGUGUCCAUCUGAAGAAGAUUGUCACCAAGGAAGACAUGGAGUUCCUGAAGGGCAGGCUAGCAGCUUUGACACCAGGCUUUUCUGGUGCUGACAUUGCCAACUGCGUCAACGAAGCUGCUUUGAUUGCCGCCCGUGCGAACGCGGAGACUGUCGCCAUGGUGCAUUUCGAACAGGCCAUUGAGCGAGUCAUUGGUGGUCUUGAGAAGAAGUCUCUGGUCCUUAAGCCCGAAGAGAAGAAGACUGUCGCUUACCACGAAGCUGGCCACGCUAUCUGCGGUUGGUACUUCAAGUGGGCGGACCCUCUUCUCAAGGUCUCCAUUAUCCCCCGUGGCCAAGGUGCACUAGGCUAUGCCCAAUAUCUUCCUAAUGGUGACACUUACCUUAUGAACGUAAAUCAGCUCAUGGACCGUAUGGCGAUGACACUCGGCGGACGUGUUUCUGAAGAACUCCAUUUCGACACCGUCACAUCCGGUGCGUCUGACGAUUUCCGCAAGGUCACCCAGAUGGCCACUGCAAUGGUCAGCAAAUGGGGUAUGAGCAAGAAGAUCGGCUACAUCUACUUUGAAGAUGGCGAGGGCCAGCAACUCACCAAGCCCUUCUCAGAAGACACAGCCAAGAACAUCGACAUGGAAGUCAAGCGCAUCGUAGAUGAGGCCUACAAGCAAUGCAAAGACUUGCUCACAGAGAAGAAGCACGAAGUAGGCUUGGUCGCUGAAGAGCUGCUAAGGAAGGAAAUGCUCGGCCGUGAGGACAUGAUCAGGCUGCUUGGUCCCCGACCCUUCGAAGACAGCCAAGAUUUCCACAAAUACUUCUCGGGCGAGUACGGCAAAGCGCCUGGAUACAUAGAACCAAAGGGUGACGACGGCGUCAAGGGUCCUCUUGUACCACCCAGCCCAGCCACAUUCAAGGAUCUGGACAACAGUAGGUGAUGAAAAUGUAGUUCAUUUCUUUGAUUUUUCCUUCCACUACGAUAUGAAGGCAUGUGUUUAUAGGCAUGGGCGAGCUAGGGCAUUUGCUAGGACAAUCCCCGGGGGGGGGGGGUAUUCCAUUCCACUCUUGAACGAGUUCCAUGUGUAGGGCUACUAUCUUAGCCUCUUUUUUGCAUUGUAAGAAACGCAUCACUGUACGAUUAGUAGAGUACUUUUCUUGGAUUCUAGGGUCGGUGAUGAGGACGAGAGAUCGAAGAAGAAGAAGAGAAAUCACCAAUCAAAUAUUAACGAACUGU
Molecule: messenger RNA, 3133 nt
Organism: Bipolaris sorokiniana ND90Pr
Lineage: Eukaryota; Fungi; Ascomycota; Dothideomycetes; Pleosporales; Pleosporaceae
Exons: 2
Coding region: 198-2837 (879 amino acids)
Biological process (GO): protein-containing complex assembly; mitochondrial protein processing
Cellular component (GO): membrane; m-AAA complex
Molecular function (GO): ATP binding; zinc ion binding; ATP-dependent peptidase activity
Source: RefSeq, a predicted model, not a curated record